AUGUAUGGAAGCGCGUGGCUAAGACCCAUGGUGCAGAUGAAGCCAUCGCCUUAUGUAUUUUAUGCUGCAGUGCAAUUUUAUGCGGCCGUGGACGGCGCAAGCCGCACACGCCACGAUGAACUUCGCGCCUACCACAUGAAAACAGUCAAACCGCAACCGUAA
This is a messenger RNA of Pichia membranifaciens NRRL Y-2026, 162 nucleotides long. RefSeq lists its product as hypothetical. Lineage: Eukaryota; Fungi; Ascomycota; Pichiomycetes; Pichiales; Pichiaceae. The coding region runs from base 1 to 162 and encodes 53 amino acids. The record is from RefSeq and is a predicted model, not a curated record. The transcript has a single exon.